This is a messenger RNA of Peronospora farinosa, 1944 nucleotides long. The record is from the annotation of a GenBank genome assembly. Lineage: Eukaryota; Oomycota; Peronosporomycetes; Peronosporales; Peronosporaceae.
AUGGAUUGGAAAGUGCUACGAGGAAGCUGUGAAGGUGGCAAUGCAGUGAGAAAUCUGGAUAUGAAACGACAUCGUCGUCCAUUAUUUCCUGCUUUCGAGGCUGAUCUAGUCAAGUUUAUUCGUACUCAUAUGAAAGACGAAGGAGAGAACGGAAGCGUUGCAAACGAUGUAGACGAGUCACAAGUAGCCGAAAAAAAUGAUGGUGUCAGUGCGCUGCCAGUAACCGAGAAUAAAGGAACCGGUGCCAUUGGAGACACUGCAGAUGGAGGUCAAGGACGACCUUUAACGGAAGCAUUGAUUCUUGAAGAAGCGCAACGACUGAAAAAAGUACAUGGUGUAUCCGACGAGAUGCUUGUGCUGUCGGUCGGGUGGCUCGCACGACUUAAACAUCGAUAUUGUAUUCGUCUGCGAAAACCUGCAGGAAGGCCCAGCAAGUGUUCGUUACCACUGCAUUAUCAACUUGGAUUAGUUACAGGGGGUAGUGCUGAGUCGAUGGUUUCUUGGAGCUCUAGUCUUAUCACUCCUAGUGCACCGGACACGCAAGAUGCAAGUAAACAGAUGAUGCCUCGCCAGCCCGUGACAGACGCUACGACCGAUAUUGCGAGUAAUAAUGUCGAUCAAUUACCGCCAUCGACUCAACAGGCUGGAAAUGUGAGGCUGACAUGCGAUUCUAUCCAGUCAGCAACGUUGAAGAGGACAGUGCUGUGCUCUGCGCAAUGGCAUCAACGAGAGACAGCCAACUCCUCGACGACAACCGCUGAGCUACUGCGACAGAUCCCUGAAAGCAUUCGUGAACUUGCGUGUUCAUGUCAAGGAUCAGCAACUUGUGAUAAGUUAUUUGGUGGCAUCGCUGGACUACGAGUUGCGGUUGUGGGAUUUGGUAGUGUCGUGGAGGCUUUCCUCGCAGCCGCGUUAGUCGGUGCCGAUGGGUUUGUUACUUGCGUGGAAGCUAGCCCUGCAAACGUCUAUUUAGCGGAACAAGCUGCAGAGAAUUUCUGCCUAACGACAUUGGGGUUGCCUUCCGUGAAUAUAAAGUUUAUUGUGGGCGAACACGGUGGUAUGCCUCAGUCAUCAUCGUCAUCAUGCGCAGGUGGCGACGAACUUAAGGAUUUACAAGAUCAGACCGAUAUUGCUAUAUGCAACUGCUCGAUCCAAUCGUUAGAGUUCCCCGUUAGCAAGAAUGCCAUGCUGGAACUGGCGUUCGGUCUGCUUAAGGUUGGUGGGGAACUACGCGCGGCAGAUUUGGUUUCGUCUCGACGGCUGUCAUCAUCUGAAUGUGAGGAGACACGCUUAGCAGUGGAAGCAAUAGUUAGGAGCAAAGGUGCAGCGAGGACACAUGAAAGCUCAAAGCAAUCAGAGCAGAAACUGCUACUCGGUGCACCGUACAUAGGCGAUCUACAACGACUGUUUCGAGCGCUAGGUGGCGAUGCCGAGGUUCGCUCUGUGAGUUGUAACGAAGCAGAAGCUACGACAAUGGACGUCGCCGUAGCUUCUUUACUACCCUCCCUCGCUGCUGCCAACAAUGUCAAGUUUCGUCGUGUCACUUUUCACGUGUUCCGACUUCAUAAUGUCGAAGACCCGUGCGAGGAUUACGGGCAGACGGCAGUAUUUAAUGGUUACGAUAGUCAAGACAAGGCCACCGGUGGUGAAGAUUUGUCAUCAUCGUUUCAACUUGAUGAUAAUUGGAACUUUCGGAGAGGUGUGUGCACGCCGAUUGACGGCAAUACUGCGCAAAUUUUGCAGACAAGCUGGAUGCAACGAUACUUUUCUGUAAGUGGAGAUUGUUCUAGGCACCGCGGUCCGUUCGUAGCGAGCGCGUACUCAAUGGAGGGCUCGCCUGUGUCACAGCAAGCCGCUUCGGCACCGGAGACAGCGGUUGCUGACCAACCAUCAUCUACAAUAUCAUCGUCCCUCAUAGAGCCGCUCGAUAUGAUAAACAUUUAA